CAAACACUGAUCAUCCGCAGUGCUAUUGCUUCACAAAACUGUUCGAUAAUAAUAUUUAACGAUGUUCAAGUGUCUUUUAAUUAUUUUCAUUUUUUGGUGUGAAAUUCUAAGGUAUCAUGUAUUCGCUCAAAUUGAUACGGUUAUAGACUCACCGUCUUUAUUGCUACCUAUAAAUAAACAAAAUAUCAGUGCACUUGCAGAAGAGUUAAGCAAGAAGCCUGUGAUUACUAUGAAUGGUCAUAAUAAUUAUCACGUCGGCCAGCAAAUAUUUUAUAUAUAUCACUCCUCCAAGCAAUCAUCACCAAUAAAUAAGAAUGGCUAUCUUUUCACAUCUGGAAUAGGCGCACAUAAGCUUCACAAUCGCAAACUUAUCUGGAACAAGGCUCGUCAGGCUUGUAUCCAAGAAGGAGGUCAUUUGGCUGUUAUCAAUUCGGAUUCUGAAGAAAAGAUUCUUUUAAGUAUGCUACAAGAGAAAAAUAUAGAUGCUGGUUGGCUCGGUGUUCACGAUCUUUAUGAAGAAGGUGACUGGGUUACCGUCACGGAUGAGGCCUUAGAAAAUACAGGAUACUCCAAGUGGUCAACUAAAUGGCCAAACGAACCCGAUAACUUCGAUGGUAAUCAGAAUUGCGGUCUUCUAAUUAAAGAAGGUGGAAUGGACGAUGUGAAAUGUGCCAGUAUGCAUUCUUUCUUUUGUGAAAUAUCUGCGUGAAAUUGAUGGUCUGAACGUCAGAGAUUUAUUAUUAGCAUCGCAGAUAUAAAUUGCGCGCAUACGCAUUUGUAAUAAUAUGCAAUCUAAAUAAAUAAAACUUUAUUUUCAUGUUAUUCGUGCGAAUGUAAAAUGCGAUUUUUAAUAUCGCAGAUAUAAAAUCGUGGGCGUAUACAUUUAUAACGAUAUAAUAUUUAAAUAAAUAGGACUUUAUUUUAUUUUGCAAUAUGAGUAAGGAUUUUUAGAAAGAUGAAUAUUUUUAGAGAUUUGCUUUUGCAAUAUUAAAUAGCGAUAAAAAUGUGCACGUUUUGUUGGUAUAAGCUUUUUAUUUUCCUCUCGCUUAUGUCGAAUGUCGGCGAGGAAGGAUUAAAUUAAUCGGGAGAUGAUAUCACU
Pogonomyrmex barbatus (red harvester ant) is the source of this 1099-nucleotide messenger RNA. Its product is annotated as hemolymph lipopolysaccharide-binding protein-like. Lineage: Eukaryota; Metazoa; Arthropoda; Insecta; Hymenoptera; Formicidae. The record is from RefSeq and is a predicted model, not a curated record.